AUGAAGGACUUUUUCAAUAAAUUGUGUUCGAUAUUAUUGGAAGAAUACUUUGGCCCUAACGUACAACGUAUUGGUAAUAAUUUAUUAUAUGGCACAAAAACAUUGAGUGCAUUACGCCUUGGAACGGGUCUACCGGUAGCGAAGAUAAAAGAAGGAUUAUGUGUUCUUAUAAAAUAUGGUUAUGUCACAUAUCAUCGAAAUAACUAUCAAGUCGAGUAUACUUUACAUCAAAACAAGAUUAUUACGCUUCUUCGCUAUCCAAAAUAUAUAUUUUUUGUAAAAACUUAUUGCGGAGACGAGGCCGAGAUUAUGUUGGAAGAGGUAUUAAAACAUGGGUAUAUUACAGCAUCUGCAGUAAUAAUAGAGACAUAUAAACGAAUAGAACGGACACCCUCUAAGUCUGCUCAACCACCUUCUAUUCCAAAUCUAAAAGAUGUAUUUGAACUAUUAGUAAAAAAUCAAUUUUUAAUGCAUAGAAUAUCUUUUGAAACAGGAGCAGAGAAUACUGAAAAACCUAAUUAUAACUUACCAAAUCUUGAUGUAACAGUCAUUUCAAAUAUGUUGCAAGGACAAAAUGCUAAACCUAUAGAUAAUGGAAUAUAUUGGAAAGUAAAUUUUGAUCGACUUACUCAAGACCUUCGGGACCAGAUUGUUAUACAAGCAAUGACUCAAAGAUUUGAUGUACAUGCUGGGCAAUUGAUGAGACAAUUAAUUAAUUUGAUGUAUUUGCGAACUGCAUCUUGGGCAGCUACAUCAAAUCCAAUUCCAUAUACCGAGAUUAAAGAAGAAGUGAGAAAAUUAAAUUAUGAAGAACUCGAACAUUAUCUUGAUCAAUACUUACGGCUCUUAGAAGAAGAUAGUACACAAUUUAUUAAACGAGUCGGUGAUUCUGGUGGAGGGCAAUAUAGCGUUAAUAUGAAAAACGCAUUUAAACAGUUGACAUGGGAAACUUUGGAGCAUAUCGUAACAAAUAGAUUUGGUUCCAAAGCCGGAAGAAUUUUCAGGUUAGUUCGUAACGAAAAGGAUGUUAAUUUAGAGCAAAUUCAAAAUUUAGCAAUGAUUCCAGCAAAAGAAGCUAAGUCUUUAACGUAUAAUUUGACACAAGAAAAUUAUAUACAAAUUCAAGAAAUAAAGAAAAGUGGAUCUGCGUCAGCACCGACGAAAUCACCUUUUCGCUUUUGCAUUGACUUAACUAAAAUUGUCGAAAUGGAGAUUGAACAUUGUUAUCAAUCGUUGUAUAACAUUAUAAAAAGACGAGAUCAUGAAUCGGCUAGUAAUAAACGCAUGAUAGAAAAACAAUUGAGAGUGCAAAUACUUUCUGCCAACUUAAAAGAACAUGGCGCCACGGAACAGCAGCUGGCCGAUAUUGCAGAAAUGAUGACGCCAUCUGAGACUCAACAGCUCGAGAAAGCACAAAACGCAAUUAAAAAACUAGCGGCUACAGAGUUACAAAUAGAUGAAACCUUAUUUAUAUUAAGUAUGUAUUUUCGUUAUCAUUAAAUUAAAAAAUUAAUUUAUUUAUAAUAAUUUAAUAAAUGAUCAUUCGCUUCUAAUUCUUCAUUUUCUUCUGUAUGAUAUUUACGCAUGUAAAAAUGAAAGUCUUGUAUUUAUUCAUUUAUAUAGUUCAUAUUUAUUUAUGUGUAAUAAUGAUUACGCUUGUAAAAUACAAACAACAAAGAGUACCUAGCUUUCAAAUUAUUAUAAUAAAUAUAAUCAUAUAUUUUUUAUGUUUAUAAUAGUGCUGUUCUCUAUUAUGAUAUACAGUGCAUUUGAUGUCUCUAUCUAUGAAGAAAAGUCAUCUUGGAUCGCGUCAAUAUAAAUAAAUAAUUGAAAUUUAUCACGAUUUUGAUAUGCAUAUUUUGCAAUAAUGAUCAAUAUAUGCACACUUUUUGUCAAAACAAAAUGAAACAUAAAGGAGAUUUAAUCAAGUGACUCACAGCCAGCGUGUGAUACGUUCUUGAUAAGAUUUAUAUUAUGCUCGACAAAAGUAUCAUUAUUUUCAGACAUAAUAUUUUAUUAUUAUAAUAAUAAUAACUGCGAAGACAUUUUAGAUUUAUUUUAGUAAUUUUAUACUGCAUUAUGUGCGUUCCAAAGAAUGACUUUUCCUUUGUUCUAUCGUAUGCUUUGUACGUUCAUCUUAACACUGCCGCGAUGAAGACUAUUCCGUUACAGGUAUAUGUUGAACAUGUAUCAAUAAAUAAAAUUUAAAUUGUGUUAUCAGUAGCAAUUCACCCAUCAUUCUAAACAUAUAUUUUGAUUUUAUGCUAUUGAUACCGAUAAUAUACUACGACACGAGUAGUGUUAAGAUGAUCGCGAGAAUUUUAUUUCACUCACACAUUAUUUGACUGUUUUUAUGCUCUCUUAUCUUUCACUCUGUCUUUCUUUUCACUCUCUCCUCUUUCGCUAUUUUACUUUCUCUCCCGUUCAUUCGGUCUCCCCAUUUGCACUGGUACUCCAUAACUAUAUACAUUCCUCAUACAUACAAGUUUUUUUUCAUCUAGAAAUAGUGUCGUAUACCCCUAAAACUAAAGUUGAAUUUCGAUAAAGCGUUAUUUUAUUAUAUUUUUUUAUACCAUUAACAACAACGUACAUGUAAAUGAAGUGAAUGCUUGGAAUAUUGGAGAGCGGAUGUUAGUGUUCACUUUUUCUUUACGUUAAAUAUACUAUAAUAUUAGUAGUGUAAUUCGAUUUACAAUUUACUAUUCUUACAGUUUGCAUUCGCAUUGGUUGCAUGUAAAGGCCAGUAAAUAUAAUAAUCGUGUGCUGAUAUAUUAUCGCAUAACAUUCGUGAUAUCUGAAAAUAAAGAGAUCGCCACGGAUUAAAUAUCGUUGCUAAUUUCAACGAUCGUAUGGACUGAAAUCGCAAUCGAUGGAAUGCAGAACCGAUUUUUAUUAAAGCAAACACUGCGAUCAACAAAACCGAGUUAAAUUUUUGAUAUGGGAAAUAUGGGUCGAAUUCUACGCACGUUACAUCAUCAGACAUCAUAUGACUUUAUAAAAUUUUGCAAACAUAAAAGCGCAAUUAAUUUUUUUAAUAUUCACGACAACGAAGUUAUGGCACAAUUUAAAAAAAAUGCAAAAUAGGCAGAUAUUUCACCUGAAACAUUUAAUCUUUCAGCUAAGUGAAAAAUUGCCGUUGUCUAACAGUAAAAUGAUUAAAA
Molecule: messenger RNA, 3161 nt
Organism: Pogonomyrmex barbatus (red harvester ant)
Lineage: Eukaryota; Metazoa; Arthropoda; Insecta; Hymenoptera; Formicidae
Gene: Polr3C
Product: RNA polymerase III subunit C
Biological process (GO): DNA-templated transcription
Cellular component (GO): RNA polymerase III complex
Molecular function (GO): single-stranded DNA binding
Source: RefSeq, a predicted model, not a curated record